AUGUCCUUCAGAUCGUCGCACCGCAAUCCGAAUCCUCCGCACGCGAUCAAGCCAAGAGCUUCACACCCGACCAGAGUCAACCGCUGGCCGCGCAACGAACCGUCCAGGACGCCGCGGCCCACGCAGGCGUUGAACGCUUCUACCCCAGCGAGUAUGGAAUACCCCCUGCACAUCCUGGGGGACGCGGACGCGCAGGUCGACUUCACGCACAUCGACGACCUCGCCACCUUCCUCGUGGCGACCGUCCAGCACCCCGCGAUCUCCGCAAACCGCACGCUGAAUUUUGUGAGUGACCGCAUCUCGUACAACGAGAUCGCGGCGCUGCUGGAGCGGUUCUCGGGCAGGACGGUGGAGAAGACGGUGUGGCCGCUCGAGGUGAUGCACCGCGUGAAAGGGAAGAGUGUGUUUCCGGAUGAGUUCUGGAUUCUGGUCAGGGGGAUGCAGGGCGCCGGGCGGUUUGUACGGCCGCCGGGCGAGGUGCACAAUGCGCUUUUUCCGGGGGUGGAGGUUAGGACCUUUGAGAGGUAUUCCGGGGAGAUGUUCGAGAGAGAGAGAAAGUAG
Molecule: messenger RNA, 561 nt
Organism: Aspergillus japonicus CBS 114.51
Lineage: Eukaryota; Fungi; Ascomycota; Eurotiomycetes; Eurotiales; Aspergillaceae
Exons: 3
Coding region: 1-561 (186 amino acids)
Source: RefSeq, a predicted model, not a curated record